UCCACGCUCCCACUUUCAGAUCCGUCGGAUGGAGGAAAAUCUCUCGGCUAAGAUCUCUCCGAACAGACGUCGUCUUAUUUGCUCGCUGUAACGUUAGUGUCCCGCUCUUUUCUGUUUUCUCCCUCUGAAAGCCGAAGAAACUUGCUGUGUGUGUGUGUCUCUCUCUCUCAAUUGCUCGUAGACGCAAUGCAAGAGCAAGCAACGAGUUCCAUUGCGGCGAAUUCUCUGCCUUCAAGCAGCGAAAGAUCUUCGAGCUCCGCUCUUCAACCUGAAGUCAAAGAAGGUUUGGAGAGUGAUGAGGAGAUCAGGAGAGUACCAGAGAUAGGUGGUGAAUCUGCGGGGACCUCAGCCUCGAGACGAGACAGCGGUUCAGGGGCAGGUCCAGACCGACUUCAAGUGGCAGGGGAAGGUCAGAGGAAGAGAGGCCGAAGUCCAGCUGACAAAGAAAGCAAGCGUCUAAAGAGGUUGCUGAGGAACAGAGUUUCGGCUCAGCAAGCAAGGGAAAGAAAGAAGGCAUACUUGACUGACCUGGAAACGAGGGUGAAAGAGUUGGAGAAGAAAAACUCUGAGCUUGAAGAGAGGCUGUCCACCUUGCAGAACGAGAAUCAGAUGCUUAGACAUAUAUUGAAGAACACGACAGCAAGCAGGAAAGGAGGAAGUAAUGGUGCUAAUGCCAAUGAUGGGUCUUUAUGAGACAGAUAACGAGUGUAGGGUUUGUAAGAUUAAUAUAUAGAGAGGAUGUGAGAGUACUAAUAAUUUAGGUACAUAGGGAAGUAUCAGGACAGAGAAUCUUGACAUGCUUAAUCCUAGAUUAGUGUUUUCCCAAGGAUUUCUUCAUCUUGUAUUUCGUUCUCGUACUAAUAAUCUCCAAUGUGCAAUGCCGGUUGCGAGGAUUGUGAUGAUCAUAUCUGGCUACUUGCUAUGCCAGCAACAGUGGUGGCUGAUCAGUGACUAUGGUUAUGGUGCCAGUGGUGGAAGUGGUGGUGACGGUGCAGUGUUGAUGGAGGCUGUGCAAUAGGUUCUGUCGGGGCUCAUACCGCCUUGUGGAUGAAUAGUUUACUUAUGUAAGCAUCUUUGGAGAUUAUUGUAUUAUCCUUGGAAUCCAUAUGGUUAAGAUGGUUGUGUCAAUUGAAGAAUUUCUGUCCUCUGCA
Molecule: messenger RNA, 1151 nt
Organism: Juglans microcarpa x Juglans regia
Lineage: Eukaryota; Viridiplantae; Streptophyta; Magnoliopsida; Fagales; Juglandaceae
Product: transcription factor HY5-like
Exons: 4
Coding region: 187-693 (168 amino acids)
Biological process (GO): response to red light; red or far-red light signaling pathway; response to far red light
Cellular component (GO): nucleus
Molecular function (GO): DNA-binding transcription factor activity, RNA polymerase II-specific
Source: RefSeq, a predicted model, not a curated record